CCGACUGCGUUAGUCAAUAUAACGUCACUAGAUAUCAGCUAUAUCCUUUAUCUACACCUAAACAAUUAUUUGGCGUAUUUCUAAAAUUCUAGCCGGUUCGGUGUUUUGAUUCAAAACAAUAUGACCCAUCGAGUUUGUGAACGUCGAGUUUUGAGAUGGGACGGAGAUCGGCAUGCGGCGGGGGCGGGCGGACGUGCCAAGGCAGGCAGGCAAGCAACAUAUUUACUCAUACGCCCGAGGCGUAAAUCACCGUGCAUCUAUUUCGAGUUGGCCUGUGCGGGUGUGGGCACAGGCGGAGGAGGGCGGGGCGCGGGUAGACGCCGAUGCCGGUCUGGCGCCAGAAGGAUUCCCCAGCGCCCCGCACUCCCCGCGCCAUCGCUCGAGGUCGCCGUGCGCUCGUGUCGCUUUUCCGUCGCAAAUAACUGAUCUACCGCUUAUCCUCAAAAUCAGUAUUUUUUAACAAUAUUUUAUCAGGAGAAGCAACUGAUAAUGAUUGCCAAUGCCCAGGUAUUGUACGUAUGCAAUAUAUUCCUGGAAUUAAAAU
Molecule: messenger RNA, 544 nt
Organism: Spodoptera exigua (beet armyworm)
Lineage: Eukaryota; Metazoa; Arthropoda; Insecta; Lepidoptera; Noctuidae
Source: the annotation of a GenBank genome assembly